Molecule: messenger RNA, 5498 nt
Organism: Xyrauchen texanus (razorback sucker)
Lineage: Eukaryota; Metazoa; Chordata; Actinopteri; Cypriniformes; Catostomidae
Product: receptor-type tyrosine-protein phosphatase mu-like
Exons: 33
Coding region: 102-4760 (1552 amino acids)
Biological process (GO): protein dephosphorylation
Cellular component (GO): membrane
Molecular function (GO): protein tyrosine phosphatase activity; protein binding
Source: RefSeq, a predicted model, not a curated record
CAGAAGAACCUGAAGCGACACCAGACCUUCCUCAAAUCCCGCAGCUGGAGAGAGUUCUCCCCGCGCGCAGUCCGGGGCUCUUCCGACACACCGACAACAACAUGGACAAAGUUUUCACGUGCGUGUUCACCGCGAUCGGUGUGCUGGUGUCGGCGCGUGCACAGGUGUAUAAAGGUGAUUGUGACUUUGAGAAACCCUUUUCAUCGUGCGGAUACGCUCAAGGGCGUGACGAUGACCUUGACUGGGAGCAGUUUGACACCAGUGAAAAGCCUUCAAUAGAUCCGUGGAUGCCUCCUGGUUCAGCGUUUAUGAUGGUGAAUUCAUCGGGUCGUUUUGCCGGUCAGAAGGCUUUACUCUUCACGCCGCAGCUCAAAGAAAAUGACACGCACUGCGUGAUAUUUCAGUAUUAUGUGGCGGGCAGAGAGGGCGGCACUCCAGGACAUCUGAACAUCUACAUCAAAGAGAACAACAGUCCCAUGGGUUUACCUGUGUGGAACACCUCCGGACCCAUCAGUCGAAACUGGAACCACGUCGAGCUCGCCAUCAGCACCUACUGGCCAAACUUCUACCAGAUCGUCUUUGAAGUGGUGACCUCAGGCCAGCGCGGCUUACUGGCCAUCAAGGGCGUCGUCCUCCAGGGCCACCAGUGCAUUGAUACGCCACACUUCCUCCAUAUUAAAGGCGUGGAGGUGAACGCCGGCCAGACGGCCACAUUUCACUGUACCGUUAAUGGAGAGUGGAGAGACAACUUUAAUCUCUGGCUGCAGGGAAUCAGUGGCCGUGAAGCCCCUAUGAAGGCGACUAAACCGUGGAAUAACCAGCGGUUCAUCGGCAUGUUUGAUGUGGUGAAUACGACCAAACAGGACUCUGGACGCUACAGGUGUAUCGUUCAUUCCAACUGGGGUGUGGGAGUGUCAAACUACGGAGAACUGACGAUUAAACAACCGCCCGUUCCGAUCGCUCCACCUCAGCUGAUGGCGGUGGGGGCCACGUAUCUUUGGAUCCAGCUGAAUGCAAACUCCAUCAACGGAGACGGGCCGAUCAUAAACCGCGAGGUGGAGUACCGUACGGUCUCCGGCACCAUGUACGACCUUCAGCCUGUCGAUAAAACCUCGCAUAAAAUCGGCCAUCUGGACCCGGACACAGAGUAUGAGAUCAGUGUGCUGUUGACCCGACCCCUGGAGGGGGGAACUGGGGCCCCGGGACCUCCCCUGAGGGCCCGAACCAAAUGUGCAGAGCCCAUGCACGGCCCGCGGCAGCUGAAAGUGGUGGACAUCAAAUCCCGUCAGGUUACAGUUCGCUGGGAGCCGUUUGGUUAUAACGUGACUCGUUGCCAUAACUUCAGUCUGACGGUGCAGUACCGCGCGAGAGGAGGCGGGAAAGAGGAGAGCAGGGAGGAGGUGUCCUACGACACCCAGAGCUCCGCCCCUCAAUACACCAUCCAUAACCUGAUGCCCUUCACCAACCUGAGUGUCAGACUGGUACUGCACAACCGCGAGGGCGUAAAAGAAAGUCCUGAGAUUCACAUUCAGACGGACGAAGACGUGCCGGGGGAAGUUCCUCUGGAUUCUAUCCAGGCGAGUGUGUACGAGGAGAAGAUCGUGCUGAAGUGGAGAGAACCGGCUCAGACGUUCGGCGUCAUCACUCAGUAUGAGAUCUCAUAUAAAGCCGUCAGCUCAUUCGAUCCGGUCCUGGAUCUCUCUAAUCAGAGUGGAAAAGUUGUUAAACUUGGGAAUGAAACCAGUCACGUGUUCCUUGGUCUUUAUCCCGGAUCCACGUACUCCUUCACCCUCAGAGCGAGCACGGCGAAGGGAUACGGGCCGCCCGCCAUCACCCAAGCGACCACUAAGAUCUCAGCUCCAUCAAUGCCAGCAUACGAUCAGGAGACUCCUCUGAACCAGACGGACAGCACCGUUACGGUUGUGUUGAAGCCGGCUCAGAGCAGAGGAGCACCUGUCAGUGUUUAUCAGGUGGUUGUGGAGGAGGAACGGCCGCGGCGAGCUCGUGGAGGGGAAGCGGAGAUCUUGCGCUGUUAUCCGCUGCCGGUUCACUAUCAGAACUCCAGCAGUCUGAACUCUCAGUACUAUUACACCGCUGAGUUCCCGUCCUCCGGCGUCCCCUCGCCGCAACCCUUUACCAUCGGAGACAACAAGACCUACAGCGGCUACUGGAACACACCGCUGCUGCCGCACAAGAGCUACAGCAUCUACUAUCAGGCCGUCAGCACAGCUAACGGGGAGACUAAAAUUGACUGUGUCCGUGUCGCAACCAAAGCUGCUAUCUUGGUGACUCAGCUCACCACUCCUUAUGUUCGCAUCGUUCCCGCCGCAGGAGACAACCAACUAAAAGGGGCGGCGACACACAAACCCAACGCCGUGGAGCCGGAGAAACAGACCGAUCACACGGUGAAGAUCGCAGGAGUCAUCGCUGGAAUACUGCUCUUCGUCAUCAUCUUGCUCGGUGUGGUGCUCCUCAUGAAGAAACGAAGAUCGUAUCAGUCCUACACUUACUACCUAAAACUGGCGAAGAAGCGCAAGGAAACGUUGAACAGCACGCGGCAGGAGAUGACGGUGAUGGUGAACUCGAUGGACAAGAGUUACACUGAACAGGGAACAAACUGCGAUGAAGCGCUGUCCUUCAUGGACACACACAAUCUCAACGGACGCUCCGGUUCCUCUCCGUGUUCUCUCACCAUGAAGACCAACACGAGCACCAGCAUCCCAAACACAUAUUACCCAGACCCGUUUGUGCCCACCGCCAUCUUAGACGAAACCCAAACAUUGACCAGCGACACCAGCAGCCUCGUUCAGUCGCACACACACACACACUCCUCGCACACACACUCGCUGCGCAAACGCGAGGCCGUCGAUGUACCCUAUCAGACGGGACAGCUGCAUCCCGCCAUCCGCGUGGCCGACCUCCUGCAACACAUCACGCAGAUGAAAUGCGCUGAGGGCUACGGCUUUAAAGAGGAGUACGAGAGUUUUUUUGAGGGUCAGUCUGCGCCGUGGGACUCCGCUAAGAAGGAUGAGAAUCGAAUGAAGAAUCGCUAUGGCAACAUCAUUGCAUAUGAUCACUCGCGCGUGCGACUGCAGAAUCUGGACGGCGAGCAGAACUCUGAUUACAUUAAUGCAAAUUAUGUUGAUGGCUAUCACAGGCCGAAUCACUACAUCGCUACACAAGGACCGAUGCAGGAAACCGUUGUCGACUUCUGGAGGAUGGUGUGGCAGGAGAACACGGCAACCAUCGUCAUGGUGACCAACCUGGUGGAAGUUGGCAGGGUGAAAUGUUGUAAGUACUGGCCAGACGACACCGAGAUCUACAGAGACAUAAAGGUGACGCUGAUCGAAACUCAACUUCUGUCAGAAUACGUCAUCAGAACGUUUGCGGUUGAGAAGGUGAGACGUGCGCAAGUGUUAAAGAAAAGCUCUUCAUUAGUCGUCGUCUGGUUGAUCUUUCAUUCUGCACGUUCAGAAGCUGAUUAUGAGUCGGCGCAGGUGUCUGAGUUCCUCUCUCUGUGUGAAUGUCCACAGCGAGGAGCCCACGAGAUUCGGGAGAUCAGCCAGUUUCAUUUCACCGGCUGGCCGGAUCACGGUGUUCCAUAUCACGCUACAGGACUGCUGGGGUUCGUGCGCCGGGUGAAAGCCAAAUCACCUUCGAACGCUGGGCCAAUCGUGGUUCACUGCAGCGCGGGCGCGGGGCGGACCGGCUGCUUCAUCGUGAUUGACAUCAUGUUGGACAUGGCCGAGCGAGAAGGUGUUGUUGACAUCUACAACUGUGUGAGAGAGCUGAGGUCGCGCCGGGUCAACAUGGUCCAGACAGAGGAGCAGUAUGUGUUUAUCCAUGAUGCCAUUUUGGAGGCGUGUCUCUGUGGUGACACCACCAUCCCGGCCAAUCAGCUUCGAUCUGUUUACUACGACAUGAACCGAUUGGACCCUCAGACCAACUCUAGUCCAAUCAAAGAGGAGUUCAGGACUUUAAACAUGGUAACCCCGACUCUACGUGUGGAGGACUGCAGCAUCGCUCUCCUGCCGCGGAAUCAUGAGAAGAAUCGCUGUAUGGAUGUUCUUCCUCCCGACCGCUGUCUGCCGUUCCUCAUCACUAUAGACGGGGAGAGCAGCAACUAUAUCAACGCCGCACUCAUGGAUAGCUACAAGCAGCCGUCUGCGUUCAUCGUUACCCAGCAUCCUCUGCCCAACACAGUGAAGGAUUUCUGGAGGCUGGUGUUGGACUAUCACUGCACGUCUAUCGUCAUGCUGAACGACGUCGACCCAGCUCAGUUGUGUCCGCAGUACUGGCCGGAGAACGGCGUUCAUCGUCACGGUCCACUGCAGGUGGAGUUUGUGUCCGCUGAUUUAGAAGAGGAUAUUAUCAGCAGGAUAUUCCGGAUCUACAACGCCGCACGGCCACAGGACGGGUAUCGGAUGGUGCAGCAGUUUCAGUUUUUAGGUUGGCCGAUGUACCGUGACACACCCGUGUCCAAACGCUCCUUCCUCAAACUCAUCCAUCAAGUGGACAAAUGGCAGGAAGAGUACGAUGGAGGAGAGGGACGUACGGUCGUACACUGUCUGAAUGGCGGUGGUCGCAGCGGGACGUUUUGUGCCAUCAGUAUCGUGAGUGAAAUGUUGCGUCAUCAGCGCUCUGUUGACGUGUUUAACGCCGUUAAAACUCUGCGGAACAACAAGCCGAACAUGGUGGAUCUACUGGAUCAGUACAAGUUCUGCUAUGAGGUGGCGCUGGAGUAUCUGAACUCGGGCUAACGGCGCCGGACGUCAGCGUGUGCGAUUGUGUGAUUGUGUACAGUCGGCUUGUAAAUCUUUAAGAAUAUAAAUUCAUUAUUUUGGGAUGCAUCAAGACUGUGAAGAGCAAAUUAAACUCCGCCCACUGUUCUUAGGGAAACGUGAUGAUGUCACUUCCCCUCAAACGCGGCUUCAAGUGCGUUCAAUGUGUCGACGUUGUUUGAGAGUGCUUUAUUGGCCGGUGUUGAUGUGGACGGCAUCACAUUGAAGAAUCUCUGUGUUAUUUUGACGUGUGUGUGUGUGUGUGUGUGUGUGUGUGACUUUAAUAUCAUAAACAUACGAUGAAACGAUGUAACGACCAUCCGUCAAACGAUCCAAAGCUGUCAGUCUUUCUUUCUUUGCCCGUCUCUCUUUCCAUUCGACGUUAUUGUUUGUACAUUUAUUUUUUAUUGGUUUGUUUAUACUGUAAAUAUUGGAUGUGCCGUGUGAUAUUUAUUCAGGACAAUCAUGUGACUCUGAGUUCACGGUUGCCCCAAACAUUAUUGAUCAAUAAUACUGUAUGCCUUGUUGUUUACACACACGUCACAUGGUAAACAACUUUGUAAUGGAACAAAACAACAAAUAAAGUACGAUUAAAGAGUUUUAUUUUUGGGUCUUUGCUCAUUACAAAAUAUUAUUUAUAUAUAUGUGUCAGUUUUUCUCACAUCAGUCACUUAUUAACAGUGAGACCGUAACCCUGUUCUGAGCCGGUCUGGAAGA